AUGGGGCACGGCAGGACAUUCCCUGCCAGCAGGUGGCGGCUGAGCUCGCCACAGAGCUGGGCGCAAGACUGGCUGGCGUCGAGGUGGUCAAGCACUACCCCGAGCAGUUCCUUGUUCGCUUCGUGUAACCAACACCACUGCGCCGACGCCGUGUCCCGCGGCCACCUUCGGGGCACCGGCCACCGCAUCUACGUGCGAGAGUGGAGGCUCGAGGCUCAUGCAGACAACGAAGACCAGCUCCAUCAUGUUUGCCUCUGCUUGGAAGGUGUCCCUAUCCACGGCUGGAACAACUACAUCGCCACCUUCCUCAUCGCCUGCGGAUGCUCGCUUGACUACAUCGAGCAGCGAUCGCGUCACAAGGAGGACACCAGAGACCUGGCACUCUGGGCUUGGACGGCGAACCCCAACGCCAUCCCCAAGGUUAAGUGGCUCACACUUCCGGCCCGCGGUCACCGCUGCCGUGGACGGCGGGGCCUCCGCCAUCGCGUCCUCAUCCACCUCGACCUCCACGAGGACCACUCCAAGGCCGGCGACGACGACGACAACCCACCGCCACCAGACGUGCAUGAGUUCACCUGGUACAGGAAGGUGGUCGAUGGCACCUUUGUUCCGCGAGAGCGCCAUCCAGCUCAGGGGUGCGCUGAGCGCCGUGCGGACAGACGCGAAGACGACGGCGACCGCGACGGAAGGCGCGGACGUGAAGGAGGUCGCCCUUGGGAAGGCUGGGGCACCAGGUCCGACGCUCGCUUUCCCGCAACCCGCGUGAGCGCCAGCGCGAGGGGGGCCAAGACCGCACCAGAGACAGGUCCGGUGGACGCCGCCAUGACAGCACCAGUGCUGCUGUUGUGGCCACCCCUCUGGCGUGUGCUGCCAUUCUGCGGGGAUCGGGCUCGGGCAGUGAUGAGCCGGUCCGCGCCCUCGAGCUCCUGGGCGCCCAUGAGCCGAGGUGGCCUCACCCUGCAGAAGGUCAAGCGGUCCGGCACCCCUGUUGUGGCCAUGGCGUCUAAGGCUGCAAAGAAGCUCGUUUGCCGGAUGAUGGGAAUCACCAAAAAUGGAGAGGACGUGACUGAAGCCAUUCUUGACGAGUUCACGGCCAAGUUCAAGGAGCAGCUAGCCCCUGAAGUGAUUCUGGCAAUGAGAGAGUUCUUCCACCUCGAUGACUCGGCCGUCAACGACGUCGAAGAUGCUCUAAUUGAUCAUGGCGGCACCGGGGCUCUGGAGUUGGCCCAAGAUGGUGUUGCGGCUCAGGACAACCAAGGAUCGCAGCCGUCAGCGGCCUGA
Messenger RNA from Triticum urartu, 1281 nucleotides. The record is from RefSeq and is a predicted model, not a curated record. Lineage: Eukaryota; Viridiplantae; Streptophyta; Magnoliopsida; Poales; Poaceae.